UCAUUUUCAGCCCAAGAAGAAGCAUGCAUGUCCAUUCUUUCUUUAAUUGCAAGACACUGCAUCACGACAGAGGCUGCAAAAGAUAUCAUUGAUUUGUUGAAAUUGCUUUGCCCAGCAAACGAGCUAUUGCAAUCUUUAACUUACUCAAAGGUGCAGGAAGUGUGUGGAAAUUGUACUGUUUUCACCUAUGACAUUUGUGAAAAUUGUCUUGGUCUGUUUCCAACAAACGUGGAGGAUCAAGUGGUCUGUUCAACGACAGGCUGCAAUGGUCUGAGGUAUAAGGGAAGUAUCCAUGAGCAAGGGAAGAAGCUUCACAAAAAUAGUUUUGUAACUGUCGACAUCUUCAGUCAACUGAAGUGUUUGUUAGAACGAGAAGGAAUAUGGCAAACUAUUCAGGCGAGAAGUGAGCAACGUGGAAAGGAAAUAAUCACAGACAUUAUUGAUGGGAAAUAUUAUACAAGAUUAUGUGGACCUGGACAGUUCCUGAGUGAUAUAUCCAACAUAAGUUUCAUCUUCAACACAGAUGGUGCCCCUUUAUAUUCCUCCUCAAGUGUAUCCCUUUGGCCUGUGUUUUUAGCUAUCAAUGAACUUCCAUCUCCAGACAGGUUUUCAAAGACAAAUAUGAUGCUCUGGGGUAUUUGGCAGGGGAAGGGAAAACCCCCGUUUAAUGCAUUCUUUGAGCCUUUUGCCACUCAAAUGAACAAACUGUAUAAGGAAGGUGGGUGUUUGAGACAUGCCUUCAAACAGGUAUAUUUUUCACUUUUCAUUUUAGGAGUAGCCAUUUUAGGAGUAGGUGUCAAAGCUGCUGUACUGCUUGGCUCAACUGAUUUACAAGGGAAGUCAUACCUUUUAUAUAUGACUCAACAUAAUGGAGAGGAUGGUUGUCUGACAUGUGAGGAAAGUGGAUUUGUAGCUGCUCAAGGAAAAGGGCAUACCCGAUGUUACCCAUACAGGUCUCCAACUGAGAGGGCUCCCAACAGGACUAUGACAACAUUUCUUGAAAAUGCUGUUAAAGCAAAUCAAAGCAAAAAAAAGGUUGCAGGAUUGUUUGAUGUCACCUGCUUGGCCCUAAUGCCCUGGUUUGACAUUGUUCUUGGGAUGGUUCCUGACUACAUGCAUGGAUGUUUGUUGGGUAUAACAAAGACUCUUCUAUAUAAAUGGUUUUCUUCAACCAACCAUAAGAGGGACUUUUUUAUUGGUGGCCAGAUAAAAAAGAUUAACAAACGCAUACUUCAGAUGCGACCCCCAGAUGUAUUAGCCAGACUUCAGAGAGACCUGGAGAAACAUUUCAAGAACUUUAAAGGGUGUAAUUACAAUCAACAGACGUUGAAAAUGUUUUUGAUAUUAUUUUGUAGAAGUUAUAAAGCCACAGUAUUAACUUUUAUACCCUGCGAUAGGAAAUACAGCCAAUCAGAAUACAGGAAAGCUGUUGUCUAUUCGAUGGUAUUACACCCAACCUUCCCAUUGUGUGAUGAGCAUAUGUUGCAUUGAUUGUAUUGGCCCCCUUUCUUUUCUAUAGCAUGCCAUAAAAUAGUUCAAAAUGCAAUGCUCUCUUGUGGACCUAUACCAUACAUGUAGAAUAUCC
Orbicella faveolata is the source of this 1585-nucleotide messenger RNA. RefSeq lists its product as uncharacterized. Lineage: Eukaryota; Metazoa; Cnidaria; Anthozoa; Scleractinia; Merulinidae. The record is from RefSeq and is a predicted model, not a curated record.